Molecule: messenger RNA, 1467 nt
Organism: Penaeus indicus
Lineage: Eukaryota; Metazoa; Arthropoda; Malacostraca; Decapoda; Penaeidae
Exons: 3
Coding region: 45-623 (192 amino acids)
Source: RefSeq, a predicted model, not a curated record
UGACGGCUUCAGGUGUUUCCCGAAAGCACAUUAACGAGCCACUCAUGGAGAUCCGCGCCCUCUUCCUCUUGUUCUUCGUCCUCUUUGGCGGCGAUUCCUUCGGAAGAAGUACCGAGGGAGAGUCGGACCAAGAGGCCAGCCAGGAAGAGUCUAUAGAAAUUUCAUCUUCAGAAGACUCAGGGGAAGCCUUGACGCCGUGGGAGCUAAGGGCAGGGCUGUCGGAGCGGAGAAAGAGGCACCUCUUGAUACAAAGUCAAGGACACGUCCAACAGGACCAAGGGUCAUCGGUCGCUCACACGCCAGGAGAGGGAGCCAGGGUCCCCGUGUUUCCUCAAGCUCCUUCGCCAGCUCUAGCUCCAGUUCCAGCUGCUUCGGCGACGACGACGGCCUCAUACAUCACCCGACUUUUUCCAGUGUUCAUGUCGUCGCAGUUAGUGGGCGCUCCGGGCGGCGUCAACGGCCUGUAUUCGCCCCCAACUACAGAACCACGCAUAGACUCAGAAAUUUGGGGUCUUGUCACUGAUGACUCCCUUGAAUGUAUUGGAGAUUGCGCGUUUAAAGGGCAGUUUGGAGGCUGUCAGACUGAUAUUGUGUGUAAUUUUACCAUGAAUAUUCAAAUGUAGAAAAGGUAUGAGAAUUGAGAAUGAAUAUUUGCACAAUACCUUAUCUAUGUAAACAACUGUGUUUCACCCUUCCCGCCAGGUAUCAUUAAUUAAGGCGUCAUGAAUACCUAUUGUUUGACAUAUUUACUUUUAUUUUACCUGUUCAGUUUUAAUUGUGAAUAUCAAGUUAUCCCUGCGUGUUUUAUAUGUUCUCCCUUUUUUCAAUUGAUACUCGUAUUUUAAUGUUUCAGUUUUACAGUCAAUAUGUACUAAUUAUAAAACAAAAAAUCAUACAACCGUGUUGGGGUACGAGAACGCUGGGCUGAGUAUUUUGAGCAAUUGUAUCAGAUUAGCCCUCCAGCAGUUAAUUUGGGCGGAGUGGUGUCGCAAUAACAGAACCUUCAUAUCCUGACUGAGGUUUGGGAGGCGAUCUCGAAGCUGAGGCAUAUGUGUAUCUCUAUUGAAUUACUAAAGGCUGGUGGUGAAUUUAUGGCGCAUGGCUUGCAGGCUGUUCUGGUUACGAUCUGGUAGUCCGGUACCAUUUCCCCCGACCUGUUGACGGGUGUGACCACACCUCUUUAAAGUGACAUAGCAUACCAAGCAAGGUUCUCGUUCACAUUCUUCUGAGACGUAUCCGAGCCCAUCUGCUGAGACAACAGAGACCGGAGGAUUACUGGAUUAAUAGCAAGUCUGUAUACUGGUGCUGAAAGUUAUGUGUGUCGAGUUUCUUUUCUGUUAAUUCAGGGGGGAGAUAAGUAUGUAUUGUCACACCAACGCUUUUCAACACUCGCAUGGACUGGUUGCUGGGUACAGCUUCAUGUUUUUACCAAUGAAAUGAAGCUCUUGGGUUAAGGGACUUCUGAAU